Messenger RNA from Pseudogymnoascus verrucosus, 2292 nucleotides. RefSeq lists its product as uncharacterized. The record is from RefSeq and is a predicted model, not a curated record. NCBI's taxonomy places the organism in Eukaryota, Fungi, Ascomycota, Leotiomycetes, Thelebolales, Thelebolaceae. Bases 460 to 2217 code for a protein of 585 amino acids. Gene Ontology annotation, molecular function: ATP binding; glycerone kinase activity. The transcript has 7 exons. Gene Ontology annotation, cellular component: cytosol. Gene Ontology annotation, biological process: glycerol catabolic process.
AUUCACAAUCUUUCCCAUCUACUCGAAUCAUUCCUAUCCGCUGACAGUUUUUUGAGUGUCACGAUCCACUGGUAUUGGUCUAGAUGUUAUUGAAGUUCGGUUGCUGAAGUCGGCCAGAGAUAGGAGAUGCGGGAGCUGUCUGAAGGCGCACCAUUCAACCAACCCCAUCGUCCAGGAAAGUGAAUCCCCUGCCGUCUCUAUAUUUUCUUUCGAACGCCUUUUUUCUUUCCCAAGUGAUUAUAUGUUCUGGCCACAUAAUAACCAUAAUCAGUAAUUUUAGCCGUAGUCUGGGCCUCGCCCAUAGUAUGUUUUCAAGACUAUGCCAUCGACUGGGCACAAUGUAGAAGAAGGCCUUGAAAGAACUCCAUCGUGGUGUCGGAAUCAUUGGCAACACCUUGGACCUUAGGAUCUGCAAGCUUUUUCUACAAUCCAAGAAUUAUUAUCCAGUGUCGAUCGAUUAUGACUCUAGGAAAGCACUUCGUAAAUGCGGUGGAGGAUCCUGUCGGCCAGGCUCUGAAGAGCUUCUUGCGCCAGGACAGAUCUCUCAGAUUAAUAGAAUCGCAGAGAGUCCUUUAUCAUCAACAAAACCAACAGAAAGUCUUGUUGCUAUCUGGUGGCGGGUCUGGACAUGAGCCAGCUCACGCAGGUUACUUAGGAGGUGGAAUGCUUGACGUUUGCGUUUCAGGUGACAUAUUCGCAUCUCCAUCGGCUUCUCAAGUCUUAGCGGGCCUAAAAGCGUUGAAGUCGCCAAAAGGGAUUCUCAUGAUCGUCAAGAAUUACACGGGAGACAAACUCAACUUCGGUCUUGCUGCUGAAAAAGCAAAAUCGGAGGGAUUGGAGGUUAAUGUCGUAUUCGUUGGGGAUGAUGUUUCGGUGGAGGGCAAUGAGCUUGUAGGGCGUCGAGGCCUCGCUGGUGUUGCCUUUGUACAUAAGAUAGCAGGCGCAAUGGCGAGUAGAGGUUCAUCCCUCGAAGAAGUUACCCAAGUUGCACAAUCUGUCUCAGACCGCAUGGUUACUGCAGGCGUGAGCCUUGAUCGAUGCAGUGUACCAAAGCGAGGGAAGCAAGAAAGCCUGCCGUUCAACCUUCUGGAAUAUGGAAUGGGUAUCCAUAAUGAACCUGGGACGAGGAGGGAAAAGAUCCCAUCGAUGCCAUCGACGGUCGCAAAUGUGCUUGAGAUUCUCAAGAUAUCAGAGUUGGACAAAGGAAAGCCAAUCGCAACCAUGAUAAACAACCUCGGUGGUUUAAGUAUUUUGGAGCUGCACAUUAUUGCUAACGAGGUCAUGGGCCAACUGGAAGCAGUUGGCUUCGACAUACGAAGAACGCUCGUGGGUACUUUUGUUUCAUCGCUAAAUGGACCUGGAUUUUCAGUUACCAUACUGGAAUUAGACCCAUUGACAGAAUCUCUUCUGAACGACCAGACAACCGCGCCUGCCUGGCCGAACAUAACUGGAAGCCCUGCUUUGGGAAUCGCAGAAAAUACGAACCAGAGACUCGUGAACGAUUCUGUCUUAGCAAAGGCAUCACCAAUUCAUAUCGAGUACGCGAUUCAAGAAGAUUUGAUAGGCACCGAAAUACUCCAUACCUUGCUCGGCUUUGUUCUAAAAUCUGUCGUGACAGAUGAGCCAAUGAUCACAAGAUACGAUACUAUUGCUGGAGAUGGGGAUUGUGGAGAGACGCUACUCAAGGGUGUAAAAUCCGUCUGCGCUGCACUUUUACAGACUUCGUCAGAGGCCCCUAUGGACAUUGUCUCUAUAUUCAGGGUAAUAUCCAACACAAUUGAAUCAUCCAUGGGAGGAACCUCGGGCGCCAUAUAUGCAAUUUUCUUCAACGCAGUGACUAACCAUCUGUCAUCACCCUUUGACGGCAGUGACCCCGGAUUCUUAAGCAUGCGUAUUCGACUAGCUCUAAACUCAGGAGUUGCUCAGCUCUGUCGCUAUACGUCUGCGAGGAAGGGACAUAAGACAUUGAUGGAUGCGUUGAUCCCAUUUACAGAGGCUUUCGCUAGCGGUAGCAGCCUGGAGGCCGCAGUCAUGGAAGCCAGAAACGGGGCCGAAGCGACACGGAAAUUAGAUGCCGUUUUGGGAAGGGCGAGCUACGUGGGCAAGGAAAUAUUUGAGGUGGAAGGAGGUAUUCCAGAUCCAGGUGCGAUGGGAGUUGUUAGUGUGCUCCAGGGAAUACUAGAGGGCUUGAAAGAUGAGCGCAUAAUCUCUCAAUAGGCUGUUUGUUAAAAGCAAUCGCUUAAACGGUAUAAUAAAAUAAUCAAUUAAUUACAAUGCAAAAAUGUUUAUGAG